Molecule: messenger RNA, 1827 nt
Organism: Aspergillus mulundensis
Lineage: Eukaryota; Fungi; Ascomycota; Eurotiomycetes; Eurotiales; Aspergillaceae
Gene: mirC
Product: siderochrome-iron transporter MirC
Exons: 5
Coding region: 1-1827 (608 amino acids)
Biological process (GO): siderophore transmembrane transport
Molecular function (GO): siderophore-iron transmembrane transporter activity
Source: RefSeq, a predicted model, not a curated record
AUGCCCCUACUUGAACCCGGAGCAACCGCAUAUGGCACGUUCGACGACAUGAGACGAGACACAGAGGAAGAGGGAGAGCGCCUCCUCACUAAUGACGGAUAUGUGAGCGACGAUGGUGGUAGCGCGGUAACGUCCGUUGAUUCGGUCCAAGAGGGUGUGCGGAAAAUUGAAGCAAUCAACAUGACAUGGACAACCCGAUCCCUGGUCAUAGCUUAUAUCAGCAUCUUUCUUAUGGCCUUCUGCACUUCCCUGGAGGGCCAAACCAUCAUGUCACUCUCCGCCUAUGCGACCAGUGCAUUCAGCAAGCAUUCCUUGAUAUCAACUGUUCUUGUUGUUCAGAACGUUGUCAAUGCUGUGAUAAAGCCUCCAAUGGCUAAGAUAGCCGACGUCUUUGGCCGCUUUGAAGCAUUUUGUGUCAGCAUCCUGAUAUAUGUUCUCGGCUAUAUUCAGAUGGCCGCAUCGACGAAUGUUCAGACCUAUGCCUCCGCCCAGAUCUUCUACGCUGCCGGAUCCACGGGUUUACAAAUCCUGCAACAAGUCUUCAUCGCCGACAGCAGCAGUCUUCUCAAUAGGGCACUUCUAGCCCUUCUUCCGGAACUGCCGUUUCUGGUUACAGUUUGGAUCGGCCCCACGAUUGCCGACGCGGUGCUCGAGAACAGCUCGUGGCGCUGGGGCUAUGGAAUGUGGUCGAUUAUAUUGCCGGCUUCGUUUCUACCGCUAGCUCUCUCAUUACUGCUGAACCAGCGGAAGGCCAAAAGACUGAACCUAAUCAAAGAACGGCCUCAACACCGACGUGGAUUUGUCGCAACAGUCCGUCGCACGUGGUAUGACCUUGAUAUCUUCGGAUUGACUCUGCUUUCUGCGGCAGUGACUUUGAUUCUUGUUCCUCUUACCCUCGCCGCAAAUACCAAGAAUGGGUGGAAGAGCAACAGCAUUGUCGCGAUGAUCGCGGUAGGCAUUGUUUGUCUCUUGCUUCUGCCCUUCUGGGAGACUUCGAAGAAGCUUGCGCCCAAGCCUCUUUUGUCCUUGCAUCUCCUCAAGCAGCGCACAGCUCUUGCGGGUUGCUGUUUGGCAUUUUUCUACUUUAUGGCAUUCUACUUCUCGGUUCAGCCAUAUCUCUAUUCCUACUUGCAAGUCGUUCAGGGAUAUGACGUUGCCACGGCUGGCCGUGUCACGCAGACAUUUGCAUUUACAUCAACGAUUGCUGCAUUUGGGGUCUCGAUUCUAAUAAAGUAUACUCGUCGCUACCGUGUAUAUGUGACUAUUGGUUGCGUGAUAUACAUGACUGGCUUGCUGCUGAUGCUACUGUACCGCAAGGAAGGUAGUUCGCCGCUACAAGUUCUCGGAACACAGGUUAUUGUGGGUAUGGGAGGCGGGCUUCUCAAUGUUCCCGUACAGCUUGGUGUUCAAGCAUCCGCCAGCCACCAGGAAGUUGCUGCCGCUACGGCCAUGUUUCUUACAUCCAUGGAGAUGGGGGGUGCCGUCGGUGCUGCUAUCUCUGGGGCCGUUUGGACCCAUAACAUCCCGCGCAAGCUCAACCUUUACCUCCCCGAUGAAUACAAGUCUGAAGCUGGCGCAAUUUUCGGCAAGCUGACCAAGGCCUUGUCUUAUGAAAUGGGAACGCCGGUCAGAUCUGCCAUCAAUCGGUCUUACCAGGAGACAAUGAACAAGUUGCUAGUGUUGGCUCUCCUAGCCACGCUACCUUUGAUUCCGCUGAGCCUUCUCAUGUCGAACUAUAGGUUGGAUAAGAUGAGCGAAUCACCUGAUCAUCAAGGGUCUUCGCGAAGAAAUGAAUCCGAGUCAGGAGAACGGUCAAAACGAACGUAG